Messenger RNA from Mangifera indica (mango), 3156 nucleotides. RefSeq names its product protein ENHANCED DISEASE RESISTANCE 4-like. Lineage: Eukaryota; Viridiplantae; Streptophyta; Magnoliopsida; Sapindales; Anacardiaceae. The record is from RefSeq and is a predicted model, not a curated record. Bases 441 to 2867 code for a protein of 808 amino acids. The transcript is spliced from 3 exons. Gene Ontology annotation, biological process: regulation of defense response to fungus.
GUUAAAGGGAAGAAGACGAGGCGAGGAUAUGAAAAGUAGAAGGUAAUGAAAGACAGCUUCUUCAGUACAAUUUCUCCGCCACGACGUCAACGCUUAUCUCUUCUCUCUUUCUCUUUCUCUUUCUCUUUCGUAUAUUUAAUACACAAGCAAAGAGGGAGAGACUGAUAUAUAUGCAGAAGUUGUUAUUGUUCAAUGUCUGGUAUUGAUGUGGCUGCCUUCUUAAACACGAAACGAAAUAAGGACCGCCGUCUCUCAACACAACAAAUUCUCAGAAGUUUCAGCAUUUUACGAAUUUCUUAAUUUUGUCUUUUUGUAUAAAAGUAAAGGUAGCUGGAAUCUUGUAGUCUUACAAGGACUACUUGUUAGCUAGGAUUUGAUUAUUUAAUGUGUCAAAUUUGAUGACGGUCUUAGCUUGGCUACAUCAGCAAAUCUAGAGGAAUAUGGAAAGCCAAUCAGAGAUUCACAAAUUUCGAUUUGUUCGGUGUCCUAGAUGUCGGCAGCUGCUUCCAGAACCUGCAAAUGUCCUUGUAUACCAGUGUGGUGGAUGUAGCACUUUUCUACAAGUGAAACAUCGAAAUAUCGAUUCCAAAAGCGCAAGCUCUGGUUCAUGUGGAAUAGAUGCUGCUAAGAGGGAUGAGUUGCAUCAUGAUAGUUCAGAAUCUGUCAGCUCUAGUCUGAAAGAAACUCUUUUGUCCACAGGAGAAAGUUCGUUGAACCAAAACAAUGGGGAUCAAAAUAUAUCCACAGAUUGCAAUAUUGAGAAGUUUGUAGGCGUAAACUCAUCAGAUAAAGAUCGAAAUAACGAAAAUGAUCAUCUUGAAUCUCCGGAUUGUGAUAUCAAAACUGCUGAAGUAUCCAAUGAAUUUUGUUCAUCGACUGCACAUGCUUUUCAUCAGAGUGAAGAGCUACCACUAUUAACUGAACCGAAUUCAGAAGUAGAGGUACAUAAUGGGAACUCACUUUCAGAGGAGGAAAAGACAAAAUUUGACAUUGACAAUGAGAGUGGCUCAAGUUUGACAAGAUUGAAUACUGACAACACAAUGGUGAGAAUGAAUAUCAAUUCAACUGUUACUUCUUAUAGAACCGCAGGGGAAAGCAUUUCAUCGGACAUUUUUAUUUCUUCUCCUGAUGAACAUCAGGAGCAACUUCAUAUGAGUGGUAAUGACAGCUAUAGCCAUCUAAGGUCUACUGCUGCUUUUGAAACUACAAUUCUUAGUUCUGAGCUCAGUUGUAACCUUGAAUGUCUGUCGAAGUCCCCAAAAAACAGAGGCUCCCAUGCUUAUGAUGGCAGUGUCUCUUCUUAUGAUGGAAUUGAUGAUCAAGUUCCCAACCAGCAAAUGGAUCGGUACAAAAAUGCUUUCAGUGCUCCGAACUCGUGUGCCUCUGAAGAAGGGUCCAGAACAGACAAAUUCCUUACAGAUAGUAGUUCUGUACUGCAACUUCAAGGAAGGAAUUUCACACAGGACAUAUCAAAUAAGAGGCACUGCCCCUUGAAUGGCAGAAAGUGGAAUGGAGACGAGUUGCUAGAAUCCACAACACAUGGCUAUACUGUUGGAAACAGGAUCAGAAGAGAGAGAGAUGAGUUAUUGUCUUCAAUGCCUUACUAUCAGAGGGAUUAUCCAGCUGGCUAUGAAAGUGGUAGCUCUUCCAGUCAAUUGCCUGAUGAGAUGCUUCUCCGUUCAAGUGAACACGACGAGAUCAAACUUCUGAAAAUGGUUUAUGAACUGCAGGAUCAACUUAACAAAAGAUGCUAUGUGAAUGAAAAGCCAAAUCAAAGGGAUUCCUCCGGAGUUCCUACGAAAGAGAAGUAUAUUCCUACCGAUUAUAGUAGCGAGUUAACCGAGGAAGAAAUCUCUCAGGACUUAAACUAUCAUAGUUAUCCUGAAAGACGCAGGCAGGUAAGCAACUGUUCUAAUCCGUAUAAAGUCUCGCGGCUACCUUUCUCAGAGGAGGCUUCAAUAAAUAGACACCAUAUUGACAGGUGCUCAUGUAUUCAUUGCUGUCCCCAGGACUGGCAGCGCUCAGCACCACUACCCCCAUCAAUCCAUUCUCACAACAAACGAUUUCAUUGGUUCCACCCGGGCCACAGUUAUUAUAGUUCCUACAGGUCGUGUCCCUCCAGCCCCCAACAAUUUACAGACUCUAAGUUCUCCAAAUGGGGCCGUGAAACAAAGUCUGAUGACCAGAGGCAUGAAGAUCUUCGUAUGAAGAAAUCAAUGAGAGAGAAACAUCACCCUGUUAGGCGACAUCUCCGGCCCACUGUUGGUGGUGCUCCUUUCUUAAUUUGUUAUGCUUGCUCAAAACCGCUCCAGCUACCUGCAGAUUUUCUCAUGUUCAAGAGGAGGUUCCAUCUGCUGAGGUGCGGCGCUUGUUCUGAGGUACUAAAGUUUUCCCUUGAAAAUAGAACUCACAUAGCUUGCUAUACACCAAAUGCUGAAGCUCCCCCACCAAGGGAGAUUGAUGGUUAUUGUGAAGCUAUAAAUAGAAGAAAUUCGGCUGCAUCUUUUUACUCCACAUAUAGAGAUCCUGUAAUCCCCACACCAUCUUACAGCCUCCAGGGCAGUACAGAUGCCAGAGAUAUAACAGCUGGUUCUUCUGAGUCAAUGGAGGAGAGAAAGAACCUUGUUCUGAAACAGUCCCGAAACAAAUAUAAGAAUCCUGUGGAAACAUACAAGCCAGCUGGUCCUUCCUCCAGUAAGUCCGCAUCAGGGAAAAAAUCCUCAGAAAUUGAGGAGCUGCCAACAAGAACAGGUUCUCCUCUUCAUCGGCUCAUGGGUUAUUCUUCAGCAAGCCGGGUGAUUAGAGGUUCUGUCCUAUCUAGCUCGGGCACAAGCUCAUUCUAUAUGCAAACCGUAGUAGGGGAAUAGACACAAGCUUCUCAGAAAAAUAUGCGCAUAUAAAUUUUACAACCAUAUGAGUGAUGAACCUGAUUCCCUUCACUACCUGGAGGGGAAUAGAAGAAGCAAGUGGAGCUGAUGGAAGUUUCGGCUUUGAGAACCUGAGAUCCAGAGAUUGAGCAAUGGUCACAAAAUUGUCGAUUUUCUUUAAUCCAAAUGGAUUUUUUUUAUAUUUAUUCGAUAUAGUUACAGUUUGCAAUUUCAUAUGAUAGAAUGUCGAUGUUCCAGAAUGUAUAUUACAUGAUUCCUAUUUGAGUUG